AUGGAGCGAAUCGAAGAUUUUCAAGUAUUAAAUCAGAUCGGCCGAGGUGGUUUUGCGUCAGUUUAUAGAGCUGUAUGUGGGGCAGAUGGAAAGGUUACAAUUCAUUCACGUCUGAAGCAUCCUGCGAUACUAGAACUCAUUGCUUAUUUCGAGGUUGUCUCUGGGUUAAUCUAUCUUCACAGUCACGGUAUUAUGCACAGGGAUCUGACCCUGGCCAAUCUAAUGUUGACCCACGACAUGAAAGUUAAGAUUGGGGAUUUUGGACUCGCAACACAGGUUAGCAAUGCGCAGGACCGUCACGUGACCAUGUGUGGCACCCCUAACUAUAUUAGCCCUGAAGUUGCAACACGUUCCUCGCACGGUCUUGAAGCUGACAUCUGGGGUCUAGGUUGUUUAUUGUACACACUGCUGGUUGGUACUCCACCCUUUGAUACUUCAGGAGUACGGUCUACCUUAACCAAGGUUGUAAUGGCGGAUUAUCAGCUACCCUCCCAUCUAUCCCAUGAAGCCGCUGAUCUCAUAGCCUCCAUGCUCAGGAAGAAUCCGAACGAGAGAGUUAAACUGAGAGAUAUUCCUAACCACCCUUGGUUUAGAAUACAUCAGAUGUCGAGUAGUAGCAGCAGACCUGGACCCAGGCCCUUACAGGCGUUUCCUAUGCGAUCAGUUCCAGAGCACUCAGUGGAGAAUGAGAAAGGAAUUGUACAGAAGUCCCCCCUAAGACUUGAGCAUAGAGGGAGUCGAGACAAAAACUUUGUCCUUGAGAGUGUUUACGGAAAAGGAGUAGAAGAGUUCUGGUGA
Messenger RNA from Eurytemora carolleeae, 798 nucleotides. RefSeq names its product serine/threonine-protein kinase PLK4. Lineage: Eukaryota; Metazoa; Arthropoda; Copepoda; Calanoida; Temoridae. Gene Ontology annotation, molecular function: protein kinase activity; ATP binding. Bases 1 to 798 code for a protein of 265 amino acids. Gene Ontology annotation, biological process: protein phosphorylation. The record is from RefSeq and is a predicted model, not a curated record. The transcript has 12 exons.